Molecule: messenger RNA, 360 nt
Organism: Paraphaeosphaeria sporulosa
Lineage: Eukaryota; Fungi; Ascomycota; Dothideomycetes; Pleosporales; Didymosphaeriaceae
Exons: 1
Coding region: 54-287 (77 amino acids)
Source: RefSeq, a predicted model, not a curated record
GGCACCCAGUGGGCUUAUAGUCAUAAUGGUGUUCCGCGUACAUCGGUGGUACUAUGGUCAAACCGGUCCUAUUCGUUUCAAGCUAUACAACGGCAUAUCAAAGUAGCGCCGAAAGGGGGCUCCACGUGUUUCGCGGAAGUCGUCGGAGCAUUGGCAUAAACCUUUGCGAACCACUGGAGUGCGACGGAGCAGAAGUUAUAAUAGCCAUCGGCACGGAGAAGUUUGUGAUUCAUAAUAAGGUCGCAGGAACUACGUUCGAUGCAUCGAAGGCAUUAGACAGGGGUUAACAAUCUUAGGGGUGUGCCGUUACAAAUGCAGGGAACGCCAAGCUUGCAUCGGGUCCAAAAUUCUUUCGAGCAC